Molecule: messenger RNA, 4200 nt
Organism: Metopolophium dirhodum (rose-grain aphid)
Lineage: Eukaryota; Metazoa; Arthropoda; Insecta; Hemiptera; Aphididae
Exons: 1
Coding region: 54-3368 (1104 amino acids)
Source: RefSeq, a predicted model, not a curated record
UAUGUGUGUCCGCCGUCGUGCGUAAUGAUAAAUAAAGCAGUCGUACUUUGUCAAUGCUCGUGUGUGUACCUUCGCCUAUCUUAUAUAUAAAAUACGUAACAUUUGGCGACGAAGAUGAAAAUUCGGUGAAAAUAUUAUUUAAUUUUCUUGUUGUGAUUAUAAUGUCGAAUAUUUCGCAAUACAUACCGGGUUCGGAAUCAUUCAGUAAUUAUUUAGAUCGAUUAAACGCGCAGUUGACCGUUUUAAAAGUUAAAGAGGCUGAUAAAAAGUCCUAUUUAAUCGCAUACAUUGGUUCGGAAGCAUAUAGUCAAUUAAAAGAUGCUUGUUUGCCGGAGGAACCACAAUUAAAGUCAUACGACGAGUUAGUGUCCAAAUUGGAAGAAAUAUAUUCACCACGUCGUCUUGUAGUGAGUGAAAGAUUUAUUUUUAACCAACGUACACAGAACCAGGGUGAGUCAACUCGGGAGUACAUAACAGCAUUAAAAAAAUUAUCAAGUUUUUGUGUAUUUGGUUCGUUUUUAAACGAUGCACUGCGAGAUCGGCUUAUUGUAGGGAUAAGUGAUGAAUCGUGUCAACGAAAAUUACUUGGUAUAGAGUCCCUAACGUUUGAAGAAGCAUGUAAAAUUGCUUUGGAUUCGGAGUUGGUUUGUAAUCAAACACAACAAAUGAACAAUAAAUCACAAGUAAAUUUUAUCAAUAAUGGGAAAAAUGUGUCUCGUCAAACACAUUCGUCAUCGAAGUCGGAACUCAAGUGGAACGGAAAUUCUGGUGGAAAACCGUGGUCUGGGAAGUCGUCAAAACCUGGUCAAAAAAAUGGUCAGUCAAUUCAGCACGGCAGUCAAAGUUCACGAAGUCUUAAGUUUGGUCAAUGCUAUAGAUGUGGAAGGAAGCACGAUGUCCGUACGUGUCCAGCCAGAGAGUGGGAAUGUUUUUCAUGUAAAUUAAAAGGUCAUACGUCGAAAAUGUGUAAGACAAAAAUUAAAAAUAAUUUAGAGUCUAUUGAUUUAGUAAAUAAUGUGUCUCAGAAUAGUGGGGGAAAUCCACUUGUGAUUAAAAUCAAAGUUAAUAAUAAGCUUAUUCCGUUUGAAGUAGAUAGUGGAGCGUCGGUUUCAGUUAUGCCGAUUAAAUAUUUUAAUAUGUAUUUUAAUAAUUCAUGUAAAUUAGAAAAAAAACAUAUUCAAUUAAGUUCUGUAAAUUGUGAACCAGUCAAGGUUUUAGGUCAAACACUUGUAAAUGUCGAGAUGUCAAAUCAAAAAAAUAUUAAACUAUAUUUAAUUAUAACGGAAAACUCUGUAAAAAAAGUUUUAGUAGGUCGAUCUUGGUUAGAUAAGUUAUAUUCAAACUGGAGAUCGAAUAUGUGUCUAAAUUGUAUAAGUAGUAAUGUAGAUUGCAAAAUCGGGAAAAAUAUUAUGAAUUCUGUAAAUAAUAAUAAUUGCGUUUUAAGUGAAAUAGAUGUAAUUAACAAUAUUAAACUCAAGUUUCCCGGGGUGGUUAAAUUAAAUGAUAAACCAGCUGAUUAUAUAAAAGACCAUGAGGUCAAUUUAUCUUUAAAAGAAAAUAGCGUACCAGUUUUCCAUAGAGCAUAUCAAGUACCAUAUGCACUAAAGUCUGCUGUAGAAAUUGAGUUAAAUAGAUUAGAAGUUGAAGGAGUUAUAAGUAAGGUUUCAAUUAGUGACUGGGCAUCGCCUAUUGUAGUAGUACCAAAAAAAAAUAAUAAAAUUAGAAUAUGUGUAGAUUUAAAAACUACCUUAAAUCCAAAAUUACAAAUUGAACAACACCCAUUACCAAGAGUCGAUGAUGUGUUUAAUGAGUUAUCCGGGGGAAGUGUAUUCACUGUUUUGGAUUUAGCAGAAGCGUAUUUACAAUUACAGGUUGCACCUGAAAGUCGUAAGUUUCUUACAAUUAAUACUCAUAAAGGGUUGUACUGUUUUAAUCGUUUAUGUUAUGGGGUAGCGUCAGCGCCAAGUAUAUUUCAGUCAGUCAUGGAAAAUAUUUUACGAGGUGUUUCUAAAGUACAAGUAUAUUUAGAUGACAUAAUAAUCUGCGGCUCGUCAAGGUCAGAGUGUGAAGAAAAUGUUAAUGCGGUGUUAGAACGUUUAAAUGAGUAUAGAGUUAAAGUAAAUUUUGAGAAAUGUCAGUUUUAUUGUUCAAGUGUACAAUUUCUAGGUCAUAAAAUAGAUUGUCAAGGCGUACAUCCCGAUGGAAAUAAAAUGGAUGCGAUAAGAAACGCACCGUGCCCUAAUGAUGUAGUACAAUUAAAAUCAUUUCUCGGUCUCAUAAACUAUUAUCAACGUUUUAUUCCAAUGUCGUCAUCUAUAUUAGCUCCCUUGUACAAUUUAACAAAAAAUAAAAUACCUUGGAAUUGGUCUGACGAAUGUCGAUCAGCGUUUGAAAAUAUAAAACAGGUAUUAAUAAAAAGUCAAUUAUUAGUCACGUAUAAUCCAGAUUUACCUCUAGUAGUUACGUGUGACAGUUCUAGCUAUGGUGUCGGUGCAGUUCUUAGUCAUUUGAUAGAUGGGGAGGAGAAGCCAAUUUUAUUCGCGUCUAGCACCUUAUCAGCGGCAGAAAAAAAUUAUGCACAAAUUGAGCGUGAAGGGUUAGCAAUAAUCUUCGCAGUAAAAAAAUUCCAUAAAUACUUGUUUGCACGCAAAUUUAUUUUAGUAACUGAUCAUUUGCCGUUAAAAUCAAUUUUUAAUCCGUCAAAGAAUAUACCUGUUGUAGCUUCAUCUAGAUUACAAAGAUGGGCAGUUAUAUUGUCUAGUUAUCAGUACGAGAUUCAACAUAGGAAGGGGGUAGACAUAAGUAACGCAGACGCGUUAUCAAGAUUACCUCAAAGUAGUAAUACUGGGGAAAAUGCUUGUUCAAUUUUAUUAUUAGAAAAUUUACCUUUAACGUAUAAGGAAGUGAGCAAAAAAACGAGUACAGACGAAGUAUUAAAAGAAAUAAGUCAGUAUACGAAAGAAGGUUGGCCGGGGGUAAAGUCGUUAAAAUCAGAUUGCCAACAAUAUUAUAAAAGACGGGAAGAAUUAUCGUUAGUAAAUGACUGUUUGAUAUUAGGUAAUCGCGUAGUAAUUCCAAAGUCAUUAAGAGAAGACGUAUUAAUGUUAUUACAUAAAAACCAUCCGGGUAUUGUUCGUUCGAAAAUGCUCGCAAGGUCGUAUGUAUGGUGGCCUAAUAUCGAUAUUGAUAUAGAUAAGUUUAUUAAGACGUGUACGGAAUGCCAAUGUAAUCAAAACGAUAAGAAUGUUAGUGAGAAAGUGUAUAUUCCGUGGGAAAAUCCAUCAGAUUCUUGGAAAAGAAUACACAUCGAUUUUCUAGAAAUAAAUCAAGUUAAAUUAUUAAUCAUUGUUGACAGUUUUAGCAAAUGAAUUUAAAGCAUAUUGUGAGAAAAAUUGUAUAAAACUAGUACAUUCGCCGCCAUACAAUCCAGAGUCUAAUGGGUUGGCAGAGCGAGGAGUGCAAACGAUAAAAAAAUUAUUAAUAAAGAGUUUGUGUGUAGAGAGAGAUGUAAAAAGAAUACAAUCAAAAAUUAAUAAUAUUUUAGUAUCAUAUCGUAACACACCAACAACAAGCACAGGUUGUAGUCCGUCAGAUUUAAUAUAUAAUUUUAAACCAAAAAAUCAUUUGUCCAUAUUAAAACCACCAAAUAUUGUAGAAAAGAAUAAAAAUAUUAAUGUUACUAAGUACGAAAUAAAUGAUAAAGUUCUUGUUCGAAAUAAUUCAAAAGGGCAGAAAUGGUUAACUGGACGUAUAAUGAAAAUGUUGGGAACGUGCAGUUAUUUAGUCCGGGUUGGUGAUAAAAUCAGAUUAAUGCAUGUAAACAAAUUGAAAAAGAGUUAUUUAAAUGAUGAGGUACAUCCAAGGGAACUUGAAUAAUAAUAAAAAAAAAAAAAAAAAAAAAAAAAAAAAUAUAUUGUUUAUCUAUUUAAAUUUUUAAGUUAUAUUUAUUAUGUAUUGUGUAAAAUUGUAAAUGUUAAAUCAUUAUUAUUAUUUUCUAAAUUGUAUGAAUUUUGUAUAAGUUAAUUUAUUGUACUAAAAUUAUAUAGAAGGGAAAGAUGUUAUGUAUGUACAUUGUACGGUGUGUCCGAUACUCCGAUAUGUUAUCUGUAACGAUAAAUAUAUAUAUAUACAACAUUAUGUGAUUAUUAUGUGUGUCCGCCGUCGUGCGUAAUGAUAAAUAAAGCAGUCGUACUUUGUCAA